GUUUAGUAUUGUGUCUUAGCAGUAAUUGUGCGUAUAAACUCGGUACAAGCUGCACUGGAAUCGAGCUGCCGCACGCAGGUGGCUGCGAGAAAAGCAUGAAGAAAAAGCACCGGAAUCUGCAGGCGUGAUGUGGGACAAUAAGAUGCAAUACAUCUUGUCGAUGGUUGGCUUUGCAGUUGGUGUAGGGAACGUUUGGCGUUUUCCUUAUUUGUGUCAGAAGUACGGCGGAGGCGCUUUUCUCAUUCCCUAUAUCAUUAUGCUUUUUAUCGAGGGUCUUCCUCUGUUCUACUUGGAACUCUCUCUUGGUCACAGAUUCCAUUCUGGAACCGUCAACACAUGGCGUCAAGUCGCUCCCGCAUUUGCAGGGCUCGGAAUCGCUAUGGGCAUAACAUCAUACAUCACACAAUUGUAUUACAUUAUUGUGAUGGUCUGGAGUCUCUUUUAUCUCUUUAAUUCAUUCCACGAUCCGCUGCCUUGGAUGACUUGCAGUGACGUGCAUGGAACGACAGAAUUCAACGGCACCACAGUGAAUGUAUCCGAAAUUUGCAACAAUGGCAGCACAAAGUUUUACUGGUACAACACGGCCGUGCAGGCAUCGUCCGAUAUUGAACAUCCCGGGAAGAUGAUAUGGCAAUUGACUCUUUGUCUUCUUCUGUCGUGGGUCGUUCUCUUUAUUUGCCUGAUAAAGGGCAUCAAAUCGACAGGCAAAGCUGUCUACUUUACUGCUACUUUUCCGUAUGUUGUGCUGCUGAUUCUGUUCUUUCGUGGCGUCACGCUAACUGGAGCCGGAGAAGGCGUUGCAUUUCUCUUCACUCCUGAUUGGUCUAUCUUGUAUGACCCUAUUGUAUGGCUCGAAGCCGCGGCUCAGAUUCUCUAUUCUCUUGGUGUUGGAUUUGGAUGUCUGAUUACGUACACGAGUUACUCGGAUCCAGGCAAGCGGCCUACUCCACUGAAGGACACAUUGUUGGUUGCGUUCAUAAACUGCGGAACGUCAGUCUUUGCUUCCAUUGUCAUCUUUGCUAUUCUUGGAUUUAAAGUGCACAAACACAAGCAUGAGAGUAUUCAAGAUGUAGCCAGUGGUCCAGGACUGGCAUUUAUCGCGUUCUCUGAAGCACUCGGUCAGAUGCCUGGUGGUCCAUUUUGGUCCGUGCUGUUUUUUCUGAUGCUCGUGAUGUUGGCAUUGGACAGCAUGUUUGGGCAGAUCGAGGUUCCUCUUACCGACUUGCUUAGCGAACUCGGUCACAUGUGGCCAUUUCGGACGAAAUGGCGGAUCUUAACGAUUCUAUCUGUCGUCGGACUGCUUCUAGGUCUGGUUUUUGUGAUACAGUCUGGUUACUAUACGUUUCAGUUGUUCAAUACGUAUUCGGUGAGUCUGCCAUUGCUUGGUAUUGCUCUGUGUGAGUGUAUUACCGUUUGUUGGAUUUACGGUGUCGAGAGAUUCCGAAAUGAUAUGGAAGUCAUUACGGGCAAACUUCCGCACAUGAUUUGGGUGUAUGUGUGGAAGUACGUGUGUCCCAUUGUGAUAUUGUGUAUUCUCGUCGGCAGCAUCAUCAAGCAAGGAAUCCAUCCCCUCACCUACCACAUCUAUCACAAUUAUAUCGAGUCGGCCGAUGGCAAGUACCCAUCUUGGUCUCUCUUCUGUGCUUCGUUCAUCAUUCUUGUAGCCAUCGGGCCUGUGCCGAUUGGAGUGGCUUGGUUCUAUAUACGAAGAUGGAGAACAAGAAGUGUGUAUUCUUUGAAGAAACGCUAUGAUUUACGAACAGAAAAGCAAACAGCUAAUUCUGCCGAUAUGCGAUCGUACUCUUCAGUGGACGAAGACAGACUGUGAUAAUUUAUUUACUGACUGUCAUGGCUGUGUAUGUAGGUCAUGAAUUCUGCACACGUUUUUUGUGUUUGAUGAUAAUAUGUAUAGUCCGUACACAGUCUAUUGACA
Messenger RNA from Corticium candelabrum, 1933 nucleotides. RefSeq names its product sodium-dependent neutral amino acid transporter B(0)AT3-like. Lineage: Eukaryota; Metazoa; Porifera; Homoscleromorpha; Homosclerophorida; Plakinidae. The record is from RefSeq and is a predicted model, not a curated record. The coding region runs from base 128 to 1828 and encodes 566 amino acids. Gene Ontology annotation, cellular component: plasma membrane. Gene Ontology annotation, biological process: sodium ion transmembrane transport. The transcript has 9 exons.